Hydractinia symbiolongicarpus is the source of this 1989-nucleotide messenger RNA. RefSeq lists its product as uncharacterized. The coding region runs from base 43 to 1158 and encodes 371 amino acids. The record is from RefSeq and is a predicted model, not a curated record. Lineage: Eukaryota; Metazoa; Cnidaria; Hydrozoa; Anthoathecata; Hydractiniidae. The transcript has 5 exons.
AGAAAGGAAAAUUAUUUCGAGACGAAAACAAGGUUUUUAAAAAUGUCGUUUCUGUUACUGGUUUUCUUUUUGAUUAACAAGAUUGAAGCCAGUGUGCAUACCAAUGUUGUUCAUCUUCCAAAUAACACAAGAAUCACAACAAAAUCAGCGAAUUUUAAAAAAAAUGAAAACGUUAGAUUGUAUUACUACGUUCGUAUUGCAUCAUUCUCCAUGGGUAGUACAAUAGAAUGUGGAGCAAGAUGCAUAACAACACCGCAUUGCUGGGGUUUCAGUGUAUUUAAAGAAGGGUUACCGCUUAGAUGUGACUUCUUUAAGGGGAAUUUAAAUACAGAACAUUAUUAUGUCAAAGCCGACGUAAUACGAUACGACUUUUACGAAAUGCAGAACGCGUGUACAUUAAAUCCAUUGAUAUGUGAACAUGGAAGUGUGUGUAUUCCAAACUUUAUAAAUAACACCUACCAUUGCAAAUGGUGUUUUCCACCUUACUCUGGCAAGCAUUGCAAUUUAAUAGAUGGCGUAUUAAGCAACAUGCCAAUACCAUCAGAUAUCUUGUCUGGAAAAAGAAUAUCUUGUCGCAGUUUAAAAACACAUUUUGGUCCGCUAACUAACAGCAGAUACGAUAUUCAUCCUUGGCGUGACCAUAGAAAGAUUAAUGUUGAGUGCACUAUAGGUGGAUCAACUUUUUUGAUGAAAAUUAAAUCAUGGAGAAAUGGAGAGAACUUUACAACGCUUACAACACUCACAAAUCUUCUCCCAAACCAAAGAAUCACAACUUCCGUGUUAAAUUUGUUUUACAAGCUCACCCGAUUUGAACAAUUGUCAUUUCUAUGUUAUGGAGUGGGAAAGCCGUACAAGUAUUUGCAAACUGCAUAUGAAAAGACUCCACUGCUAGUUAAUGUUUUAAAAUACUUUAUUGGGGAGUCCAACGUAUUGCCAACUUUCUGUGAUACACAGACCAAUAACUUGGACAUUGCACCUUGUCAAAUGUACUCGAAUAAGACAUGGUCGUCAGAUAAUGUUCCAUUUGAGUUUAGAAUUUUUAAAGAUAUCGCUCGAUUUGGAAAUGCAACCUUGAGUUUUGGCGAUGGAAGCUACGGAUGUUUCGACAAGCCUGGACAGUAUACGGGCCAUGAUUACUAUCAAGUUACGGUGCUGUGAGAUGAACCUUAAUAAAUAAUACACUAAGUGUAGAUGCUACGAAUAAAAACAUUCGCACUAUAGUGAAAAAUAAAAACUCCAAUAUUCAAGCAAACAAUUUUCAGGCUAUCGAAAAAAAACAUUAAAAGUAUUAAAGAUAGCCUGAAUUUUUGGGUCAUAUAUUUAAUACACAAUUUAAGUAUAUAAUAUAUGAUAGACCAAAAGUUACGCGAACACACACAGCCUCGUCCCCAGGGCAUCUUGUAUCUUUUCUGACCCUGGGACAGCGAUCAGAAAAGAUACAAGAUACCCUGGGGACGAGGUUGGAACACACAAACAUUAUUGCGUAAGCUUUGACGAAACGUUUAUUGCAGCCAUACAGCCAUUGUUGUAUUCCUGUGAAAUGUAUCUAUUACUGAUUAGCUUAUUUGUUAUUCUUACUAGUUCUUCUUCUUAUCGGGUUAAAAUUUCGCUAAUUUGCCGGGUGACGAAAACAUUUCCUCCCUACGCAAUCCCAAACAAACAGGCCUAAGAAAAAAGGGACUAAUUUAAUCAUUCUUGUCUACUUCUUUUUAAUUUAUGCAACGUUUUUGUAUAUAUUUCAUAUCUCUUAUUGCGCAUUUUCUUAAAAUUUUGGCAUAUAAGAGAACCAGCAAUUUUCGUGUCAUUUUUUUAGGAAAAUAUGGUAAAAAUAUAUUCCGUAUGGGAAAACGAUCGUAUAUAUUUGCUUAAACUGCACCUUAUCUUUGACGAAACAUUUAGUGUACUUAAAUGUUAAAUUGUUUAUUCUUAUUAAAUUUAGUUAUUAAUGGCAAAAUUUGUUAAUUAAGAGUAUAUACUAUGUAAAAAAUA